AUCCCUUCACUGAAUGCUGCUCACAGUAAGGUGGAGGAUUGCCUGAUCUUGAAGCUGUUAAGAAAUUCUGCAACCUGACUGGGAUUUGUGAAACAUUUCAGAGUCAUGUCUGAAAAGAUGGUCGUGACCCAACCCAGGCCCUUCAUUAUGACCAAUGUAUCAAACCAAUGGACCUCUGGCAUCUGUGAUUGCUUCCAAGACCUCCCGCAGUGCUGCCUCGCCUUUUGGUGUUUUCCCUGCUUCACCUGUAAGACAGCACACGAGGCCGGGGAGUGUCUGUGUUUACCUCUGCUGGACUCUUUUGGACUCAUCCCUCCUAUUACCACAGCCGUCAGGGUGUCAGUACGCCAACGCUAUGGCAUUGAGGGCACAGUUUGCAGGGACUGUGUGUACUCCUUCUUCUGCGGGCCCUGCACCUGGUGUCAAAUAGCGAGAGAGAUGAAAACAAGGAAGAAUCCCAUAACCUUCAUCAACAUGUCGGCCCGAUAAGAACAGAAUGCUUCAUCGUUGCGUGUGAUGCGUUGCUGAUUAAAGCAUUGCUGCCUCUGUGGAAUGUCGCUGAGCAGCUGAUUGAAGAUCAGCACAUGAGGGUCAUAGAUCUUGCAUCACUUGAUGACGGAUAAAAUAGAUAAGCACACACUUCACCUUUGUGAUGUCCAUUACCAGAUUUUAAUGAGAACUUUACAGUGACAAUAGUGGUUUAAGCUGAACUGUAUUGUAUUACAGUUUUCAGGGGGAGGUUACUGACAAUCUACAUGGAUUUCACACAGAAAUCUUUUAAAUUUAAUAAGAAAUGUUUGUUUUUUUACUUGUUUCACUUUAAUUUCAAGAUGUGUGUUUCAUUUGUUCCUUUUGGAUAGUUGGUUUUGUCCCUGGUAUUGGUUGUUAUCCUUUAAAAGUAUGUAUAUGUUUGUAUGGGCUCAUUUUCACUUUUAUUUGAAAAGACAAAGAAGGCUGCCGUACUGACAAACGCAGCUCUUCAUAAGAUAUAAUGUGCAGGCAUGGAUUUUCAGCCAUGCUAGAAGCAUGGGUCUAAGGGUGACAGUGUGGAACUCUUGGUCAGUUUCCCACUUUGGUCCAGACUGAGAUUUUUCCAUGGAUGAAAAUUUGGUAGAGAAAUGCAUGUUCCCCUAGAGGAUGGAUCCUUCAGACUUUUCCUCUAGCGCCGUCACAAGGUUGAAAUUUAUUUUAUCCUACACUUUUGGCCCAAUACCUGCAAAACAAAUAACCUUCCCAUCAGCCUCAGCUGCAGGCAUACUUUGUGUUUAGUACUAGUGUUAGCAUGGUCACAACAAUGGUGACUAUGGUAAAAAAUGACCUGCUUACAGUAACAUUAGCCUGUUAGCAUUGUCACCGUGAGUAUGUUAGCAUGCUGAUGUUAGCAUUUAGCUCAAAGCAGCAAUGUGGCAAAGUGCAGGCUGUACACUCAACACUUUUUUUUUCCUGCACACCUUUCAUAUAGAUGUGUGUGAAGAUCACUUUUCUUGACAACUGGUUAUAUUCCAUUACUUACAAUUAGAAUAUACUGUAAUUCUUAGUUAGAGGAAGUUUUGCUAUGGAUGGAUUUAUGAUAAAACAUACAUUCUUCUUAUUUAUGUACCUGAAUCUUUCAGUCUGUUCCUAGUAUUUGUAUGACAUGCGAGUCCUCUUCAACAGUGCAUUAAAACUCAAAGCUUGUCUGAAGUUCAACAC
Anoplopoma fimbria (sablefish) is the source of this 1692-nucleotide messenger RNA. RefSeq names its product cornifelin homolog A-like. The record is from RefSeq and is a predicted model, not a curated record. Lineage: Eukaryota; Metazoa; Chordata; Actinopteri; Perciformes; Anoplopomatidae. The transcript has 5 exons. The coding region runs from base 106 to 489 and encodes 127 amino acids.